AUGGCCGGUCGCUCGCUCGUCCUCCUUGGCCUGCUCGGCGCCACUGCCGUCACCGCCCACCCCUACCACCAGCCCCAGAUCGACCCGAGUGGCAGCAGUGUGGCCCGCCGCGGCAUCGACCUGACUGCCUUUGCGCCCCCUGCCCGCGCCGAGUACGUCAACUCCGAGGGCACUGCGUCCAAGGGGUCCUUGAAGCUCCUCCGCCGUGAGACCUACGUCGAGACCGCCUCGGCCGUUGUCAAGGAGGCUGCCCCCAACGCGCAGUUCCGUGUCGUCGAGGACCACUACGUCGGCACCAACGGCGUGGCUCACGUCAACUUCAAGCAGACUGUCAAUGGCAUUGACAUUGACAAUGCCGACUUCAACGUCAACAUUGCCGCCGAUGGCUCUGUCCUGUCCUAUGGCAACAGCUUCUACACUGGCGAGCUCCCCAGCUCCCUCACCAGGCGCGAGGACCUGAACCCCGUGGCGGCUCUCGACCAGGCCGUCACCACCUUCCAGCUCCCCAUUGAGAAUGCUGCUGCUGCCAGCGCGGAGCCCACCGAGGGUGCCGACGACUUUGUCCUGACUGGCACCAACGGUGCCCAGUCGGACCCCAAGGCCCGCCUUGUUUACCUUGUCAAGAGCGACAACAGCCUUGCCCUGACUUGGCGUGUCGAGACGGACGUGCUCGACGACUGGCUGCUGACCUAUGUCGACGCCGAGAACAACAGCGAGGUCCACAGCGUCGUCAACUACGUCGCCGAGGCUGGGUUCCAGGUCUAUCCCUGGGGUGUCAACGACCCUACCGAGGGGUCCCGCGUGACCCUGACGGACCCGGCGAACCAGCAGACAUCCGAGUUUGGCUGGUUCAGCACCGGCACGACAUCGUACACCACCACGCGCGGCAACAACGCCAUUGCCCAGGAGAACCGCGACGGCGACAGCGCGUACUUGAACAACUACCGCCCCACUUCGUCCUCGCUCAACUUCUCGUACCCUUACUCUCUCACCCAGACCGACUACAAGGCGUACCAGGACGCCUCCAUCGCGCAGCUGUUCUACACUGCCAACACCUACCACGAUGUGCUCUACACUCUCGGCUUCACUGAGGCGGCAGGCAACUUUGAGCUGAACAACAACGGCCAGGGCGGCAAGGGCAACGACGACGUGACCCUCAACGCGCAGGACGGCGCCUUCACCAACAACGCAGACUUUGCCACGCCGGCGGACGGCUCGAAGCCGCGCAUGCGCAUGUACAUCUGGACCAAGACGACGCCCUACCGCGACUGCACGUUCGAGGCCGGCGUCGUCAUCCACGAGUACACGCACGGCCUGUCGAACCGCCUGACCGGCGGGCCCGCCAACUCUGGCUGCCUCAGCUCGACCGAGUCGGGCGGCAUGGGCGAGGGCUGGGGCGACUACAUGGCGACGGCGAUCCGCCUCAAGGCCAGCGACACGGCGGCGACGUCGUACACGAUGGGCGCCUGGGUCAACGGCGGCGCGGGCAUCCGCGCGUACCCGUACUCGACCUCGCUCACGACCAACCCGCAGACGUACAAGACGGCCAACGGGCUCAGCUCGGUCCACGCCAUCGGCACCAUCUGGGCCAACAUGCUCUACGAGAUGACCUGGGGCCUCAUCGCCAAGUACGGCAAGUCGGUCGCCACCUUCCCUACCUUCGACUCCAAGGGCGUCCCCACCGACGGCAAGUUCCUCGCCAUGAAGCUCGUCGUCGACGCCAUGGCCCUCCAGCCCUGCAACCCCAACUUUGUCCAGGCCCGCGACGCCAUCCUCGACGCCGACAAGGCCCUCACGGGCGGGGUCAACGCCUGCAUCAUCUGGACCGCCUUUGCCAAGCGCGGCCUCGGCGAUGGUGCUCGGUACAGCAGCUCCAGCCGCACCGAGAGCUUCACCGUCAAGUCUGGCGUCUGCUAA
Microdochium trichocladiopsis is the source of this 1917-nucleotide messenger RNA. RefSeq names its product extracellular metallo proteinase MEP. NCBI's taxonomy places the organism in Eukaryota, Fungi, Ascomycota, Sordariomycetes, Xylariales, Microdochiaceae. Gene Ontology annotation, molecular function: zinc ion binding; metalloendopeptidase activity. The transcript is spliced from 3 exons. Bases 1 to 1917 code for a protein of 638 amino acids. The record is from RefSeq and is a predicted model, not a curated record.